This is a messenger RNA of Sinocyclocheilus anshuiensis, 2542 nucleotides long. RefSeq names its product glutathione S-transferase kappa 1-like. The transcript has 8 exons. The record is from RefSeq and is a predicted model, not a curated record. NCBI's taxonomy places the organism in Eukaryota, Metazoa, Chordata, Actinopteri, Cypriniformes, Cyprinidae. Gene Ontology annotation, molecular function: glutathione peroxidase activity; glutathione transferase activity. Bases 1206 to 1757 code for a protein of 183 amino acids. Gene Ontology annotation, biological process: glutathione metabolic process. Gene Ontology annotation, cellular component: mitochondrion; peroxisome.
UCAUCACUACAAAAUCCCCCUUUUAGAAACGUUAUUUUUAAGAGUGUAAUAAUUCUUUAAAAUAAGGUCUUAUAAAAAUCAGAUUGUAAACCCAAACAACCCCACUGACCCCCGUGUCCUCAUGUAAUGUGAAAGUUCUCAUGCUUUUACAUUUUCUGGGUGUGAAAAAAAAGAUAUUUUAAGUUAACAUUUGACACGUACCAGAACCUGAAGGUGGACAUUUUUAUAAUUAUACUAAAAGGCCUUUUACUUACUAUGGUAUACUAUAUUAAGUAAGCUAUCAGACAGAAGGCAUGUAGAAGACUGUGUACAACAGGUUUUUCAGCAAAGUUUUGUCUUGUUAAUAAUUUAGAGGCUUUAGAAAUAUGUGUAUCAAAUACGAUAUGUAGGCUUUACAAGGUUAAAGUCUCAAAACAGUUCAGGUGAAGAAACCUCUUUUCAAAAUAACUCGGUAGACAAAACUCCAUAAAACCGUUUUAAAAGUUGAAUGUGAAAAUUACAUCGGGCCUAGGACCAUUCUACAGUGUGUGUUUUCACAGGCUUAUUUUCAUCCACAUAAAAUUCAAUUAAAUAUAAAACAAUUCAACCCCGAUUAAGAUCUAUUGUAUUAGAUUAAGUUAUUGAGUCCAAGAAUAGUUUUGUUUUUGUUUAUUGUGAAGUUUGUUCAUAAUAUGUUAUAUUAAUAAUGGUUGUUAAGCUACCAUAACUAAUGAGUGGCCUUCUGCCAUAAAUAGUGGAUCUUGAUUUGUCUCUCAUUCUAACUGCAUUGAACUUUAACAAGGUUUCUCUUCGCUGAGGGUACAAGUACAACAAUGAGACCGGGUCACCGAGGGUAAAACCAGUCACUUCUUUGAAUUGGGAACAUUAGUCAGAAAGGUAUCGUAUGUCUGAACUCCCAGACUGUACAGCAUGUGCUAAUGAGUUUUAAAGCACAUGAAACAUAGUGAUCCCAGCUAAGCUGGUUUGCCAACCACCAUUAAACACAUAGACAUGGUGGAAGACAAGUGGUUUCCAAAAAAGGAAAAAGAAUUCCAAACAGGUUUGGAGAAAGUUUAAAAGGGAGGGUACAAGACAGACAGUUAAGGUUAGGGGUAGGGUUUGCCUAUGUCUUUUCUUUGUAGAUCCUAUCCCUUAGAGAUCUCCAUCCUGCAGCUACACCCUUCUCCGUUUAAAGGAAUCAGAACAAGAAUAAGAACACAGCAAAGAUGUCCAAUUCCAGAAAAGUGGUCAAGUUGUACUGUGAUGUCAUCUCUACUUAUUCCUGGCUGGCAUUUGAGGUGCUGUGUCGCUAUAGAAAUUUUUGGAACAUCGACCUCAAAUUCAAACCGGCAUUUUUAGGAGGAGUCUUUCAUGGUUCAGGUAACCAGAAACCUGGAUUGGUCCAAAAUAAGUUUUGUUACAUGGUCACAGAUUUGAAGCAGCUGUCUGAGUUCUUUGGAGUCCCUGUGAAUCCACCUUUGCCUUGUAAAAAAGGCACUUUGAAUGUGAUGCGUUUUGUGACAGCUGUAGAUGAGAAAGAAAAAGAGAGCGGCGUGCUGGUGGAAAGGGUGUCUAGAGAGCUCUGGAAGAAUAUCUGGUGCACUCAUCAGGACAUUACCCACCCUGCCACACUCACUGAGGCAGGAUUAAAGGCAGGUCUCUCAGCCAACGAGGUGGAGGAACUUCUAAUCCCUUCCAAAUCUCAGCAAAUCAAAGACAAGCUGAAAAAUGUGACACAAGUAGCACUGGACUAUCAAGCCCAGAAGGAUCACCACUGAUGCUGCUGCUAUCAGCCAAAACAACUUCUGUAAUUUGUGCGCAUUCACCUGCGCAGUCAGUUUUCCUGACUGGAAAUGUCUUAAUGCUUUUCCCAGACUGUUGGCCCUCUGAGGUGAGACGUGCAUUAGUUGUCACAGAAUCAAAAUGGAUCCAGAGAAAGUUCACUUGUUGUUGAGGCUGAAGACUGCUGUUCUUCCAGUUUACAGUGGAACCAAGGGAUUGAAUAUGGGCCAGUACUUUCUCCGUGUCCAUUACUCCUUGAUUUAGAGUGGGGAUGCAGAUCAACCAAUCGUCUAGAUAUGGAAGAAUUUUGAUACCCUGUAACUGAAGGGGGGCUAAGGCCUGAGACCAUUCGAGUAAUACUCUCGGUGAAUCAUUUUGAAUGAGAGUACCUUUAAGUAUUAUUUGAGACUCAUGAGGUUGGGAAUGGGCCGGUAACCACCCAUUUUUUCCCAAGUGUGAAGUAACCCCCUUUUGCUGUGCGCUGGGAGGCACCUCUGAAAUGGCUCCUUUUUUUCAACACACUUUGAACUUCCUCCACCAAUACUGGCUCCAAAAAGGGUAUCCUUGACAAUAGUCAUUUGGACCCCUGAAAAGGGAGGUAAAUCUGCAGUUGGUACCCAUGAGUUACCAUGGACAACCCUUCGGGGAAGUGAGGUGGGAAUCUGACUGUUGAUAUGAAAGCUUUGUUCUUGGACACCAGCAGGGCCACCACAUCAUGUCAAUAUCAGGCAGGCCAUUGCGGCCUUUGAGAUUUUGUUACCAUUGCCAUGCAUUAUACGAC